This is a messenger RNA of Necator americanus (New World hookworm), 1197 nucleotides long. RefSeq lists its product as uncharacterized. The coding region runs from base 1 to 1197 and encodes 398 amino acids. Lineage: Eukaryota; Metazoa; Nematoda; Chromadorea; Rhabditida; Ancylostomatidae. The record is from RefSeq and is a predicted model, not a curated record. The transcript has 12 exons. Gene Ontology annotation, cellular component: membrane. Gene Ontology annotation, molecular function: metal ion transmembrane transporter activity. Gene Ontology annotation, biological process: zinc ion transport; transmembrane transport.
AUGUGGUUCGAGAUAAGGAGCGUCAUGGACGGCAUCGGUUUCCUAACCAUACUUUCCGGUUCAAUGUUCAUCGGGAGUUACUUUGCUGGAUCUAUACCAAUGAUGUUCAAUUUAUCGGAGUCGAGAACACGCAUGCUAAGCAUAUUCGGAGCAGGAUUACUACUUGGAACAGCUCUAUCUGUUAUAAUACCUGAAGGAGUCGAAUCACUCUACAGUGCCCAAUCAGAUAGUGCUCACUCAGAGUUUCAUGGAAUCAACAAUCCUGCAAAAGCCAAAGCAAUUCUUGAAAAUGCAAAAGCUGAGAGAGAAGAACCACCACGUAUUUUUCCAAAAAAUUUGGAAGAAAAAAUGGAUGCUGUUGAUCUGGGAAAUCCAAAGUCGAGGAAGAAACGUGGAACCCAAUUACAUGGUGUUUCUCAUGGUACUCCUGUAAAUCCAACCAUAAGAGAGAAACGCGAGGAACUUCAUGCGGAACAUGCUGUGAAACCAGACGAAUCUGACCUCGUACAUACCAACCAUGAAGAAAGUCGCCAUGGACAUAAUACCCAUAAACAAAUAGGCUACUCUCUUGUCUUCGGAUUCGUUUUCAUGUUACUUGUGGACCAAAUAAGUAAAACAACAGGUGCCAGAAAUGAUCGCUCGGGCCGCAACAGAAUGGGGAUAUCGGCCACAAUUGGUCUUGUUGUGCAUGCAGCAGCCGAUGGAAUUGCACUCGGAAGCGCUUCAACGACUAACAAGUCUGAUGUCCAGCUGAUUGUUUUCAUUGCAAUUAUGUUACAUAAGGCGCCAGCCGCAUUUGGUUUGGUUUCCUUUCUGUUAAUGGAAGGAAUAGACGCUAGAAAUGCGCGAAAACAUCUACUCGUAUUCUCAUGUGCAGCUCCUUUUGCCGCUAUAAUAACAUUUAUUGUUCUCGAAACUAUUGGAAAUGAAUCCAUCUCUUCAUCUGAGUCUUCCACGGGUGUACUUAUGUUGUUUUCUGCAGGAACGUUUCUUUUUGUGGCGACUGUACAUGUUUUACCGGAAUUGGCACAUCAUGGAAGGACCUCGAUUGACUACACUUUAGUGGUAGAUGCGCAGUCUCCUGCAACAGCAGGCCAUUCUCAUUCAGGCGGAACAAACUUCACCAUCAAAGAACUUGCAGCGAUAAUAGGAGGAGCUGUUGUGCCAGCAAUUCUAGCGUCAGGACAUUCACAUUGA